This is a messenger RNA of Archocentrus centrarchus (flier cichlid), 4560 nucleotides long. RefSeq names its product transmembrane protein 245 (gene tmem245). The record is from RefSeq and is a predicted model, not a curated record. Lineage: Eukaryota; Metazoa; Chordata; Actinopteri; Cichliformes; Cichlidae. The transcript is spliced from 17 exons. The coding region runs from base 56 to 2644 and encodes 862 amino acids.
UUCCUCCCUCACGCGGUGGGUCUGUUGGUUGGACUGCCGGAGCUACAGUGGGAACAUGGCAGACGAGGAGGACUCGGCGCCGGAGCCCGCCGCUGUCUCUCCCCCGGAGAGUCCUCACGCUGAGCGGCCUCACUUUGUUUCUUUCUCGGAGAGCGUUCAGCCGGCCGUCGGGAUGGUGAGCCAACUGCUAAGCCAGCCGUCCUCCCUGAAGUUUGACAAAAACAUUAAGCAGGCCUUCUACAACACCGGGGCGAUGAUAUUUGUAGCUAUCUGCUGCGGGGCAGCUGUCCUGGUCUAUUUCAUCCUGGAGGCCUUCCUUCGUCCACUGCUCUGGGCUGUGCUCUGCGGCACCUUCCUCCACCCUUUCAAAUACUCCCUGGCUCGUCUCGGCCGCUCGUGGCUCAGCGGCCUGCAGGACAGCGGGACACCCAUCGUGGUGGGGACGCUGCUGGUACCGGUGUGGUGUCUCAACUACGGAGUGGAGGCGAUGGGCAGGCUCGUGCUGGAGAAGCUCACGGUACUCCUGGUGAUCGGGGCCGGGGCGCCGCUAGUUUACUUCCUCUACCUUUUCUGGAGUGUCAUCGGUAUGCAGGUGGUCCUCGGGCACGUGUGUGGGAUCGUCGGGGCCGCGCUGGACUAUUUCCACAUUGUGUGGGUGGGCACCGUUGUGUUUGGCUACUUGCUGGCAGUUUGUUUGAAGUGGAGUCCCCAAACUGAGCGGUAUCUGAGGAAUCUGGCUCUUCCUGUCUGGGCUGUCCUCCUCUUCUACCUUGUGUCUUUGACUGGCUCGUGGAAAGUGCCCAUAUUUGUGGUUGUGGUUGCACUCCUCAUCGUGGGCUCCCAAGAGAAACCACCUGUCCCUGGCACAGGUGAGCUUUCAGGACAGGUGUUGUCAUUUGCUGCUAACACUAUUUACAUGGCAAUCUCCUGUAGCAACCUUCAGCCCAAAACUGAACCCAGUGGAAGCUCCUCCACAGAUGGCGUGCACCCUGUGGGUCCCCUGCCUGCCACCCCUGGCUUCCCUGGGAGCUCUCGUCCAUUCCCGUCUGGCCUCUUCCAGAAAGAGAAGAGUGCCCACAGAGCCAGUGAUAUCUAUUUUAUUCUGCUGGUCUGGGCCAUUGUCUUGGUGCAGAUCUGGCUCAACCUGUGGCUACUGCAACUGCUGCCUAUUCCUGUGGCUGUGUGGGUGCUGAAGAAGCUCGUGGUCCGGUUUGGUCUGAAGAGCUUUGCAGAGAGGACGCUUACCGCGUGGUGGACGGUGCUAGAGAAGUUUGGACGUGAGCGUGAAGAGGCAUUGCUCCCUGGACCAAUCAAAGGCCUGGCUCAGUUCCUCCUGCGUAUUGACACUAAGAUGGUUGUGUGGCUGGAGCGAUCGCUGGAUAAAAUCAUCAGUAUCUUCAUCAUCUUCCUCUUAGUCACGGGGACCCUUCUCAUGGCUCUUCUGCUCACUGCUAUGGUUCAUCAUGAGAGUGUUCACAUCAUCGAGGUAACCAGUAACCUCAUCAACGAAACCGUAUCCAACCAUCCAGAAUGGGCCAAUUGGCUUCCGGAAGCUCGCGUGGUGCAGAAGGCUCUGAAUUCAGCUGCUACUAAUGUCUACCAGCAUGGGAGAGAAUGGAUAACACAGAAGCUUCAUAAGAUUUUAGGAGAUAAGGUGAAUCAAACUGCAGUGAUCGAGAAGCAGGUUUUAGAGCUUUGGGACCGACUGUACCACUCCUGGUUUGUGAAGAAUGUAACCUACUCUGGGCGGCAUCGGCAUAAGAUGAUGACUCAAAGACAGACCAGCUGGCUGGGGGACAUUCUGGACUGGAAGGACAUUGCCUCCUUUCUGCAGGAAAAUAUUGAGACGCUGCUGUCUAUCCUGGAGUCUUUGUGGGUGGUAAUGAGCAGGAACGUCGGCCUCCUCAUCUCCACCACGACUACUCUCCUCACCGUCUUGUUCCACAGCGGCACGGCACUCCUCAACUUUGCACUGAGUCUGGUGAUUUUCCUGACUACUCUCUUCUACCUGCUGAGCUCCAGUGGGGAAUACUACAAACCGGUUAAAUGGGUCAUCAGCCUGACUCCUCUCUCUCAGCCGGGACCCUCCAGUAAUAUUAUCGGCCAGUCUGUUGAAGAGGCCAUCAGAGGAGUGUUUGACGCCUCUCUGAAAAUGGCCGGCUUCUACGGCCUCUACACUUGGCUCACUCACACCAUCUUUGGCAUCAACAUCGUCUUCAUUCCUUCUGCUCUGGCUGCCAUCCUGGGUGCCGUGCCAUUCCUGGGGACCUAUUGGGCAGCUGUGCCGGCCGUGUGUGACCUGUGGUUGGCGCAGGGUGAAAGUGUCAAAGCCCUGCUCCUGCUCAUCUGCCACCUGCUCCCGACAUAUUUUGUGGAUACAGCCAUCUACUCUGAUAUAUCAGGAGGUGGACACCCAUAUCUCACGGGCCUGGCGGUAGCAGGUGGAGCAUACUAUCUGGGUCUGGAGGGGGCCAUUAUUGGGCCUAUCCUCCUCUGCAUCCUGGUAGUGGCAGCCAACAUCUACAGUGCUAUGCUGAUGAGCCCCAGCUCUGCGGUACCCACACCAGUGCAGCCAAACUGGCCCCUCCACCCCAUGAGGGCUUUUACAGAUGCCACUCCCUCUGUCCUGAAGACCAGUGAGUGAGCACAUCAGGGAAUGUCAUCUAGCUUCCUAUUGGCUCAUUCUUCAGGCGACGCUCUCCCCUCCCUGAAGCUCCUCCCUGUGUGGCUUGACUCCAUAAGGUCUCCCCGACCAAAAAGAGAUGGCGGCAUAGCGGCUGGUCACCCGUGAUCUGCUUAGCAGAGUGGUUUCUCGGAGCAGUAUGGCACCAGCUCCUUUCAUUUAACGGCGCACAAAAACUCCUGAAAACAUGUGUCCUAAUCCCAAACUUGGACCACUGACAUCAUAUUGGGUUUAUGAUUGUGUAUGGUGGAGCUAUCGAUGCUAAUCCCAUCAUUGCUCAGAACUCAGUGCCUAAAUUUAUUUUAUAAUAUUGACAAAUGUCUGAAAAUUACUGUCUUUUGUGGUGAACUGUAAGAUGAUGUAUCUUACCUAUAAAUCCCCUGAUUUCCAGCAUGCACUCCCUGGCUGUAUCUGUGGUACAGUGCGUGGUUGUGCGGUAUUUGUACUCCCUACCUCUCUCCUAACGGAGGCUCAAGUAGAGUUUGUAUUGAAGACAGGUUUUCUAAAAAAAAUUAACUGAAAAUUUCUUGCCAUAAGUUGUUGUUAUGUCUGUCAAGAUUGCAUUAUUAAAUGGGGACCGAUUAUGCUUAUUACCAGCUCCAUAUUCCAUAUAAAAAAAUAUAUUUAUCAGUAUUUAUUUAAUACUGACACUGGCCGCUUUGUGCGCUAACAGUGAUGUCACAACAGCUCCGUACCAUUUAUACCGGCGCUGAGGGCGCAAAUACCCACUGCAGGAUUCUCCUUAAUGACUGUUGCAGCAUCUCACGCUGUAAUAUCUGUGAAUCUCUGAGCUUUUGGACUGAUAUUUGCCGGGCUUCCACACGGAAUCCAGUGCGUGUAAGCCCCGCCUCCAAAUGCCCAUAUAAGGAAAUCUGUGUCAAGCUUGGAGUAAUGAUUAACAGGAGCAGGUAAAACUGUUGCCUUAUACAGAUUAGUUUUAGAUACAUUUACCUCAUUUUUUGAAGCACAUUUAAUAUAAGCGCUGUAAUUGUAUAGUAGUAUUAACACUAUAUUAUACAUAAAUGAGCGAUAAUAAGGAAAAGCAUAAUAGGUCCCCCCCCCCCCUUUUUUCUGUCUCAUUCACGUUUCAGUGAUAGUAGCUGUGACAUUAGAGCUUGACUUUAACAAAGGCGUUCACUCCUGCUUUCCUGAACCAGGCUUUAUAUUAUUACUGUUUGAUUUUUUUCUGUGUGGUUCAAUUAUAAAUAAAUGCAGUUUCUUUUGUAUGCAGGUUUAGACUGAUGACUACUUUCAGUGGAUCAAAUUAGACAUUUAGCAUUUAGAGGAUGGGUUUUUACAUUUUAUUUUUUUUAAUUUAUUUAAAGCUUACGAUUGUAUUUUUACACACGUGAAACCGAGCUUUUAAUUCCUAGCAGGCUCUACUGAUCUCUCAGCUGUUCACUCAGAGAACUUUGUUUUUUGACUGAGUAAUUUUGUGAAGCACUUUCAAGUUUUGUUUUUGUUUUUUUUUUAGGACUGUGCCCAAUAUCCUGGUCACAACAUUUCAUUGACAGUUUAGACCUCACACACCUCAAAUCUUAUUUUCACCUCUUUUGCUCUUGCAAGUCAUAUGCCACACUGUAACUAGAGCACUUUUCUGAGAGGAAAGUAUAAAGCAGUUUAGGUCAUUUGAAGCUUAAACAAACAAGCAGAUGACUUAUGUAACACACUGAUCAUACAUGGCUACCAUGUUAGCCAUCUAUGAUGCAUUAUGGGUUGCAACUCAAUACUGCAGUUUUCCUUUAGUACUGUUGCUGUUUUUAAUACUGGAUAUGCACUGAUACAAUAAACACGAUAUAAACUGCAGUGACUUUGUUGCAUGACUCAGUUGUAUUAUCCUUCUUGACUGAACUGACACCACAGUGAAUUUUCAAGUU